Messenger RNA from Centropristis striata (black sea bass), 3560 nucleotides. RefSeq names its product transcription factor binding to IGHM enhancer 3b (gene tfe3b). Gene Ontology annotation, cellular component: nucleus. Gene Ontology annotation, biological process: regulation of transcription by RNA polymerase II. The record is from RefSeq and is a predicted model, not a curated record. The transcript has 9 exons. NCBI's taxonomy places the organism in Eukaryota, Metazoa, Chordata, Actinopteri, Perciformes, Serranidae. Bases 410 to 1789 code for a protein of 459 amino acids. Gene Ontology annotation, molecular function: protein dimerization activity; RNA polymerase II cis-regulatory region sequence-specific DNA binding; DNA-binding transcription factor activity, RNA polymerase II-specific.
AUACUGUAGUUUGCAGGGGGACCCUGAUACUUCCAUAUUUAGUCACUAUUUGUACGUCGCACUGAUUUGACUUCUGAUUAACUUAAACUGCUUUUGCUUUAUAACGUCUAUAAAUAUAUCGUAUUCAUAAUUUUACCUGAGGUGUCCCUCCCUUAGGCUUGUGAAAAUCAAGUAACCUGACAUCAGUCAACAAGUUCCGGGUAACCUGAGUCGGAUGACCUCAGUCCGUCGGCCCGACAAGAUAAACAACACUGUUCAGUGCCGCGGCUGCACGCUGUUGACCAGCUUUUAUUCACGGACUUUAACGAUGGCAAAGAAACCGGAGGCCUUUGGAGAUUUAUGGCUGUGAUUACGAUAAACCACUCUAUUGCCACACUCCAUACCUACAUCUGGAUCAGUCUCUUCAGCCAUGUCGUCACGUGUGUUGCUGCGGCAGCAGCUGAUGCGAGAACAAGCCCAGGAGCAGGAGAGACGUGAGGCUCAGCAGCAGGCCUCUGCCUCUCAGCUCAGGGCCUCUGACUCCACGCCAGCCAUCUCGGUCACACUGCCCCCAAAUGCUGCCCGUCCCCCUCCAGCACAGGUGCCUGUGGAGGUGCUAAAAGUGCAGACCCAUUUGGAGAACCCCACAAAGUACCACAUCCAGCAGGCACAGAGACAACAGGUGAAGCAGUACCUCUCCACCACUCUGGGCAACAAUGCAGUUACUCAGACCAUGGGUGUGUCCCCUGUGCUGCAGUCCAGCUCUGCCCCUGAAGUUGCUCCUACUGCCAGCAGCGCCCCAAACAGCCCGAUGGCUCUGCUUAACAUCGGAUCCAACAAGGAGGAAAUUGACGAUGUGAUCGACGACAUCAUUAGUCUUGAAUCCAGUUUUAAUGACGACAUCAUUACGUUGAUUGACUCAGGUCUCCAGUUGCCUAGCACGCUCCCAGGAAAUCUGUUGGAUGUUUACAAUAGCCCUGGAAUGGCAGCACCUACUCUGACUGUCAGCAACUCUUGCCCUGCUGAUCUUCCAAAAAUUAAAAGGGAAAUUACAGAUGCAGAUGCCAAAGCACUUAUGAAAGAAAGGCAGAAGAAAGACAACCAUAACCUCAUUGAAAGGAGGCGAAGAUUCAACAUCAAUGACCGUAUAAAGGAGCUGGGUACUCUGAUACCCAAGUCGAGUGACCCAUAUCACAAUGAUGUCAGCGAGAUGCGAUGGAACAAGGGCACCAUACUGAAGGCCUCCGUGGACUACAUCAGGAAGUUGCAGAAGGAGCAACAGAGAGCCAAGGAUAUCGAGAUGCGUCAGAAAAAGCUGGAGCAUGCAAACCACAGUUUAAUGUUACGCAUCCAGGAACUGGAAAUGCAGGCCCGUCUCCACGGCCUGAGCCCUGAUCCCUCUCCAAUGCAGCAGCAGCAGCAGCAGCAGCAGCAACAGCAGAUCCCACAGAGCGGCCCCUCUCUGCCUCCCAACGCAGGUGGACUCUCCACCCAAACCCUCCUCAGUUUGGGCGUGGCAGGCAUGGGACAGCCUCUGCCAGCCUCCUUCUUGUCUCCGCCCUCCUCAGACUCUCCUGCAGGAGUCACCAUCAGCAGCCCCCUGGACCUGGGCAGCCUGAGCUUUGCCGAGCUGGACGAUGCCUCCGCCUCAGCACUCUAUCCCGACGUGGGCUUGGGAGACAUUCUUAUGGACGACGGGUGCACCCUGUCUCCAGAGAGGAUGGCUGAGCCGCUGUUCUCUCCUUUGUCACCAGGUGCCUCUAAAACCAGCAGUCGCAGGAGCAGCCUUGAAAUGGAUGAAGACUUGUGAUGAUCCCUGCAUGGCGUUCAGAGACUGUAUGGGCAAGAAUGUCAGGAGGUGCAAGGCUAUCCUUAUAUGUGAGUCUAUUUAUAGGACUAUAGAACUGAACUGAAUUAGCUAACAUAAAGAUCAAAACUAACAUAAAAGCAUUGGAGAAAGUAUGUUUUUAAUUUCUUUCUGCCAUACAGACCUAAUUAUUAUUGUUCCUGUUUGGAGCUGAUUAUGUCUGGGAUUUUAAAUGCAAUCUUAUUAAAAAUGGAAUAUUGUAUAAUAGGGGCAUGGACUUAGCAUUAAGAGAUAAUACAUUCUUAAAUAGUUUUUAAGGUUUUUCUUCAGAGAUUUAAGAGGGAUAUAAAGUUUGCUUGAAUAUAUUAUGAGCUCAUUUAUAGGGAAGAAAGCUGUGAGGAUUGUUUUUCACAACAACACUGGCAUAACAAACUGAAUAAGAGAUGCCAACAUACAGUUUAUUUUCUUUCAUUGUUUUUUUUUUCUCGACUGACUGGAAUCAGGGUUUGUUAAUAGGAGUCGCAUGCUCAUCCAUGUUGUUUCACCAGCAGCUACAGAAGGGAUCUUUGUAAGGUGAAUUGGCACAUUGUGAAAUAUUUACUGCAUAUUGUAUAUAAGAAUAUUUUAUUUUGAGCAAUUUUAUUGCACCUUAUUUUAUGGCAGUCUAUGCAUUUUAUGAGAGCUUUUGUCUGUUUUUAUUACUAUCACACACAGUGGACAGCUAAUGCCCAGGUUGCAUGUAUUUGUAAUAAACCUUAAAAGCAAUGGAAAAUCACUUUGCUGCUGCAGCUAGUUAGCCAAAGCAGGACUUCCUCCAGAGUAGCUACAAAUUACAAAUCAGCGUUUUAUUUUUAAAUAUAUAUUCACUCGAUGGAAAUGCAAGACGGUAUAAGAAAUGCAGAACAAUUUUAUCUUUUUACAAUAGUACUGUAGUUCAUUACAUUAUUUUUUUUGAUACCUAAAUAGUUUGAUAAGUAGUUGCUCCUGACUAAUAACUGUUGUCAGUGAUUGUUUGUCACAUAACCUCGGCGGUCACUGAGUGAUUUUACUGAUUAGCAUGUUCUACCAAGAUUGUGGCUUCUUCUUCUUCUUCCUCUUUUUUUUUUUUUUUUUUUUUUGGAUGAUCAAAAGUGGAAUAUCUGAUAAUGCAUAGUUACUCAUUGUAGUAUGAACUCAGAGGGCUCUGGCCUUCUUUUUAAACCAACCACUAGCCUCACAUCUGUAAUGAUAAGGUAUAACUGUUUGAUGUGUGAAACCUGCGAUGCAAUUAUUAUUCAAUAAAACAGCCACAAAGUAUAGAAAGGCAUUUUAAUUUGUCAGACGCUUAACGCGACCUUAUGUACAGUUAAUGAAUGUGUGUUUGGAAAAAGUACCUGCAUAAGAGUAGUUGUUUUUGUUUUUUUAACACAGACGCACUGAUUUUUUCCCCUCAAAUACAACCUCAAAAUGACUGAUACACAUAGAUUUUAAACUAUUCAGCAGAGAAAAACAUCUUUAAUUUUGGCGGUUUGAUGAUUACAGUGAUUUUAAAAUGUCCUCUCCUUGUUUUUGAGCUAACAGCUCCACUCAGUGCUACCAAUUGUGUUUUUCCUGUUUCCUUUAGCUUAAGUACCUUUGGUCAGCUUUUUUCACUCUCCACAAUAUUAACCAUGUCUUACCUUGACAUAUACUUGAGUGCUAACUUUGACUGUUAACCAUAAACAGGUAGCAUAUGUGUCUUGUCCCUACGAGAUGGCUUUCGGAAAAGACUUUAACAAAUAAAUGAUUCCCAUUG